This is a messenger RNA of Lodderomyces theae, 3858 nucleotides long. RefSeq names its product Roa1p (gene ROA1). The record is from RefSeq and is a predicted model, not a curated record. Lineage: Eukaryota; Fungi; Ascomycota; Pichiomycetes; Serinales; Debaryomycetaceae. Gene Ontology annotation, molecular function: ABC-type transporter activity; ATP hydrolysis activity; ATP binding. Gene Ontology annotation, cellular component: membrane. Bases 1 to 3858 code for a protein of 1285 amino acids. The transcript has a single exon.
AUGAUGAAGGAAUCAAACGUUCUAGAAAUCCCUUUACACCAAAGAGUGGGCUUGAAAGUGCGUAACUUGAGUGUUGCUGUUAAGUCAAAAGUUCGAAAGAAGGACCCCAGUCACACAGACGAAAAGUGUAAUUUCAAUGCAGGGUCUUCGAAAAUUCUCAAUGAUAUUUCAUUUGAUGUUAAUAGCGGAGAGUUGAUUGCUUUGAUGGGAGGAUCUGGAGCAGGUAAGACAACUUUAUUGCAUACACUAUCGCAACGAACUAAUGUUAAGAACAAAAAGUUGGAAUACUCUGGAAGCAUCGAGUACACAAGAGUGAAUGAGUCCAUGCAACAUAUCAAGCAUGCAUAUUUACUACAGACUGACUUUUUUUUACCUGGGUUGACUGUGAUGGAAACAUUCCAAACGCAAGCAGAUCUAAGGUUACCGCCGUAUGUUAGCCAGGAGGAGAAGCAGGAGUUGAUUGAUUACAUUAUGGAUGUUUUGGAGUUGACGCAUUUGAAGAAUACUAGACUUUGUCAAUUCUCUCUGCAUUCAACUACUCUAUCAGGUGGAGAGCAAAGAAGAGUAAGUUUGGCAAUUCAGCUACUAUCCCGUCCAUCAAUACUAUUUCUUGAUGAGCCUACCACAGGAUUAGAUACUUCAUCUUCAUUGAAGUUAGUACAACUAUUACACAAGCUUGCCUCCAACACAUACGGAAUAACUGUCAUUCUAUCGAUUCAUCAACCAAGACCUGAAAUUUGCGAUUUGUUUGACAAGGUGUGCUUGUUGACAAAAGGUGGCAGAAUGGUAUAUUUCGGAAACUUGAAAGACGAAGCACAUAGUUAUUUCACAAAGUUGGGAUACGCACCAGAGAUGAACCAACACGUCAGUGACCAUGUCAUGAGCUUAUCCGUAAAAGACACAAGUACUCUUGAGAACGAACUGAAAUCAGCGGCACGGAUCAAUCAUUUGGUGGAAGUUUGGAAAAACAGUUAUUACCACGAAUACAAUAGCACAAAGAAGCAAGAUCAAGCUCAAUUUUUUGCCAACUUGAAAUUGUUUGCAACUCCAAAACAAGAUAAAAUCUCCUUCAUGCGAGAGCUUGUGGUCUUGACAAAGCGAACAUUUAAACUAACCUACCGUGACGUCCAAACACUUUUGGUUUUAAACCUUGGGUUUGUUUUCCUUGCGGUGGCUCUUGGCUGGAUAUUUUACCGACCAAAGCACGAUCUUGCUGGUAUAAGGUCUCUAAUUUCGGUGCAAUAUGUGGUUUUGGAAGUGGUAGGGUUCUGUGCCAUGUUUAUCGAGGUAGAGAGAUUGUGGAAUACUGACGGAGCUUACUUUUUCCGAGAAUACCAAGAGCAUGUUACAAGUAUUCCAGCGUUUAUUGUGUCGAGAAGAGUAGCCAAAUUCUUAUUGGAAGACUUACCCAUGACAAUUAUCUGGUCAGUGAUAACAUUUUUCAUGUGGGGACUUCGGGUGGGAAACGGGUCACAUUUCGGAAUAUACUUUACAAUCACUUUGCUUGUGCAAUUGGCUUGCAUGAGUAGUACGUUAUUGAUAUAUGCCAUUUCAUCAAGUGUCGCCAUGUCCACAAUGUAUAUAAACUUGCUAUAUCAGGUUCAGAAUUCGGCGUCGGGUUAUUUUGUUAAUGCCAAGACUAUGCCAGUUUAUGUGAGAUGGUUGAAAUAUCUAGCCUAUUUUUGGUACGGAUUUGGUGCAUUGACUGCUAACCAAUUUACCGACUGGGUUGGUGAUUGUCCUUACGAUGACGAAAGCAAAUGUGGUGAGUAUCAUGGAAACGUCCAAUUGGAAAUUUGGGGAUUUCCUCAAAACUGGAUAGCAGAACCAAUCGGUAUAUUGAUUGUAUGGGUGACUGGAUUUACUGUUCUAUCAGGGGUUGCGUUAAGACUAAAGAAUCUUGACGUAGGUAUGGCAAAGACCAAAAAGAACAAGCUUGGUGACGAAAAUGAGACACAUGUGGGCAAUGACGAGACUGAGGACUCCAUUGACGAAGUCUCUGAUAGUUCGGUAGAUUUUGAUUCGAAACAAAUAACUACCCAACCUGAUGCAACUGCAAGCAGUUGCCCUAUUGACCUCGAAUUACGCAAUGUGCAUCUAUCUAUAAAAGAAAAGACGUUUUGGGGUAAACAAGUUGGUCUGAGAGUAUUGUUGAACAAUGUUAAUGCCGUUUUCAAGGCAAACUCGGUAAAUUGUAUCAUGGGACCUUCGGGAAGUGGCAAAAGUACUUGCUUAAAUUAUUUGUCAAACAGAUUGGACAGGUCUGCAUCGUUUAUUGCAAGUGGGGAAGUCAAGAUUAAUGGAAUUCAAGAUGUUUCUCGCAGUGAGUUGAGUCGUAUCUCUGCAUAUGUCACCCAGCAUGAUAGUUCAUUGAUAUCUAACUUGACGGUUAGGGAGACAUUGUAUUACCAGGCAAAGUUACGUUUACCCUUGGACCAACACCCAUCAAUCCCAGGAAUCAUUAACAAGUUGAUAAGACAGACUGGGUUGGUUGACUGUGCUGACACAUUGGUGGGCAAUGAGUACGUCAAGGGUUUGUCGGGUGGUGAAAAAAGAAGAUUAAGUAUAUCCAUUCAAUUACUUUCGAAACCAAAAGUGUUGUUUUUGGACGAACCAACAUCUGGAUUAGAUUCGUCCACAGCAAGGGCAAUUUUCAACUUGUUGACUGAAUUGGCAAUUGAGAAUCAAACAACUGUCAUUCUUACAAUCCAUCAACCAAGUGAAGACAUGUUUUUGAGCUUUGGAAGUUUAUUGUUUUUAGGCAAAGGCGGGAAUGUGAUUUACAAUGGAAGUGCGCAUGGAAUUGUUGAAUACUUGGCCAAUCUUGGGUUUGCAAAUCAUAGUCGGUUGAACAUUGCCGAUUAUAUUUUGGAUUUGAUCAGUCAUGGUGCUGACGAUGAAGAUGCCCAAGCUGUGGAUAAUAGGAUUGAAAUGUUGGUCAAUAACUGGGCAUACAAUGUGGAUCAUCAUCACCAAAUAGGUGCUUCACGAGGACUGAGUCGAGUAAUUGACUUAUCACAGUUUUAUUUCCGGCGAUUGCCAUUUGUUCAUACAUUCUCCACUGUCACAAGUAGACAAUUGUUGACAUCAUUUCGAUCAAGGGAUAGCAUUAUUAGCAGAAUUGGUCAAACUGUUUUCCUCAGUAUUGUGCAUACAUUGUUUUUCGCACCCCUCAAAAAUACCCAGGAUGGUAUCAACAACCGAUUAGGAUUAAUUCAAGAAGUGUUGAAUUUGUACUUUGUUGGGUUUGUGAACAAUAUCAGUUUGUAUCCCUUUGAGAGAGAUUUAUUUUACCAAGAGUAUAGGGAUGGUAUUUAUGGAGUGACAGAAUUUGGAAUCUCAUACCUUCUCAACGAACUCCCCACAGAGAUCAUUCCAUGUUUCUUCUUUUCGGCAUUGAUUGUGUUUGUUUGUGGGUUACCGCGCAAUGCCGCUAUGUACUUCGCCAUGUUUGCCACGGGGUUCAUUUCCAUCAAUUGUGGAGAAUCUAUUGGAAUCUUUUUCAAUAGCGUUUUCAAGCACAUGGAGGUGGCAACGAAUGUCUUGGCCAAUCUAAUUAUCAUUGCUGUGUUUAUGGGUGGUACAAUGUCGUUGCACAUGCCACAUUUUUUCAAAGCCAUGAAUUAUUUGAGUCCCAUGAAGUAUGCUGUGUCAAUUUGCGCAAAUUUGGGAUUCAAGAACCAGAGUUUCUCAUGUGGAUCUACGGGAGAUUGUAAUUUGAAAACGGGUCAUGAUGUGUUGCAGUACUACAAUUUAGAAGCGAAUAUUGGUGCCAUGUUUGGAGGGUUGUUUGCUUGUUUUGUUGUCUAUAGAUUGCUUGCCAUUUGCUCGAUUUAUAUCAGAGUCAAGUGGUUUUAG